AUGUCAUCCUCCAUUCGUGCCAUCUCUUUCACGCCGCCGUCGGCGUUGGAAACGAAGAAACUGACGAGCCACUACGAAGUGUUACGAGUUAAACGAGACGCAUCGCCGUUGCAGAUCAAGUUGGCUUAUAGAAGUUUGGCGAAGAUGUAUCAUCCUGAUGCAUCGGAAGCUGUUUCUGAUGGAAAGGAUUUUAUUGAGAUAUAUAAAGCUUAUGAGACGCUUUCUGAUCCGGUGGCGAGGAAUGUGUAUGAUCUUAGUUUGAGUGUUGGAUCGGGACGGAGAAUGUUUGGACGUUCGUAUGUGAAUGAUUCGAGAUUUUAUAAGGGACAGAGAUGGGAAACGGAUCAAUGUUGGUAG
This is a messenger RNA of Impatiens glandulifera, 357 nucleotides long. Its product is annotated as chaperone protein dnaJ 11, chloroplastic-like. Lineage: Eukaryota; Viridiplantae; Streptophyta; Magnoliopsida; Ericales; Balsaminaceae. The transcript has a single exon. The coding region runs from base 1 to 357 and encodes 118 amino acids. The record is from RefSeq and is a predicted model, not a curated record.